This is a messenger RNA of Cooperia oncophora, 381 nucleotides long. The record is from the annotation of a GenBank genome assembly. Lineage: Eukaryota; Metazoa; Nematoda; Chromadorea; Rhabditida; Trichostrongylidae.
AUGAGGCUUCAGGUUGAUGACAAAUAUCGAGAAUUCCAAGUUGCCCUUUGCAGGACACCGUCUACUACAUCCGAAGUGAAAGGCGAUGGCGGUGAAGGAUCGAUUAUAAAAAGGCCGUUUCAAAACAUUCAGCGAGCGAGCUAUACGGCGAGUGAAAACGUUUGUGAGUCGGCCAAUCAAGGAAAAAAGAGCAUCGAACGGAAGGACACCGAUUCCGAUAUUGUUCAGAGCGUCGCUCAGGCACCCAUGGUUUGCUCUGGAGGCGAUUUGCCAAGCGGAUGUAAACUUGUACUUGGGAAUAAGAAUAAUAAUGGCAAGAUGUUCAUUGAUGAUGGUCAGCCGUUCUGGACAGAACAACGAAAACCGACGGAUGCCGAUCUG